This is a messenger RNA of Sardina pilchardus (European sardine), 2182 nucleotides long. It is a transcript of the gene sash3, whose product is annotated as SAM and SH3 domain containing 3. NCBI's taxonomy places the organism in Eukaryota, Metazoa, Chordata, Actinopteri, Clupeiformes, Clupeidae. Gene Ontology annotation, molecular function: protein binding. The record is from RefSeq and is a predicted model, not a curated record. The coding region runs from base 143 to 1312 and encodes 389 amino acids. The transcript has 8 exons.
UCACACUGAGCUGUCAGUCUUGUUUCGACACACAUCUGAUCUGAUCCGGAGUCAGAGGAAGGACUGGAGGAUUUCCACUUUGACCCACCAGCAGUCUCCUAGGCCGUACGCACGCACAGCACCGUCCAGCACUGUCCAGAAGAUGUUACGGCGAAAGCCCUCCAAUGCCUCGGAGAAGGAGCAGGUGCCGGGCCAAAAAAAGAAGCUGACCCUGCAAAGGUCCAGCAGCUUCAAAGACUUCAUGAAGCCCAAGCCGUCCUCUCCUGUGGUGGCAGACCCAGAAGCUAUCCUGGAUGAGACCGCUGAGGGGCCAGGCCAUGAGGACACUGGAAAAAGCAAACCAGGGAAGUGGAGGAAAAUCAUCACCCGCACCAUGACUCGCAAAACAUCCAAGAUGGUCCAGAAAGCUCUGGCAGAGGAAGGAAUGGACAGUGGGGAGGAUGGGCCCGUGUCUCCAGCGUCCGGUGACUUCACUCCUGAUCUGACUCCAGGACAACGCACCUCUGUCUGCUCCAACGGCUCUGGGGACACCCUGCACAGUCCGCUCUCUCGACAGAUCUCAGGAUGUGGCGGGGACAGACAGAGUCUGGACAGCGGCUACAGCCAGCGAGACAGCAUGAAGCUGGACGACGGCACGGCGGCCCCAUACAACGGGCCCUUCUGUGGCAAAGCGCUCGUGCACACCGACUUCACCCCCAGCCCCUACGACUUUGAGUCCCUGAAACUGCAGAAAGGUGACAUCAUUCAGAUCAUUGAAAAGCCUCCAGUUGGCACUUGGACGGGCAAACUCAACACCAAAGUGGGCUCCUUCAAGUUCAUCUACGUGACCGUCAUGGCCGAGGAGAUCGCUCCGGCCAAGAGGAAGCGGUUCUCCAGCCAGGACCGCCGCAACAAACCCAAACCCAAAACCCUGGAGGAAGUCCUGGACAAAAUCGGCCUAACCGACCUGGGCUCCCUGUUGUCCAUGCAGGGCUUCACGUCUCUGGAGGACUUUGGCAGUCUGAAGGAGUCCCACCUGAAUGAGCUGAACAUCACUGACCCCGAGCACCGCACCAAGAUACUGACCGCCGUGGAGAUGUUGCACGAUUAUGAUGGUGAGUCUGAUGUGGAGGAAGAGGAAAAGACAGAGGAGAAGCCUGAGGUUCCACGGGACUCUGGGUGUUUCGAGAGCACCGAGAACCUGGAGAACGGACGUGAAGAGCCGGAGACAGAACCGCAGGCUGAAUCGGCUCCAGAUGUGGAGAAGGAGCAGGAGAACGAGCUCGAGGACGUGGAGGAGCAACUGCAAGACCUGGCCCUGGAGGGUUCCUGAACAGCAGAACCUUCACACCAGGAGAACCUGCAGAACCUUCGACUGGAACCCUCUGGGAAUAUUCAGCAAUUUUCCUGUGGGAAAAAGGCAUUGCUUGUCAUGAGAAGCACGUCAGAGUGCAACGUGAGCCGAGAUGAUGUUCCCAUGAACAAUGAAAACUGAGAUUUCUACUCAUACUUUGCUCAUUUGUACAUUCGCAAGUUUUAUGCAAAGCUUUGAUACUUUGAGCACGGUGGAUUUGAAUGAACAUGAAACAUGAAAGUAUGGAUGUGUAUGAAUUAUGUGCUUUACUCUAAACUCUGAGCAUUUCUUUGUCUGUCUGAUAUACAUGUAUAUACUGUAUGCCCAUUGUUAUAGGUACUCUCUCUUCAUCCAUUUUAAAGUAAUGUGGCUAUACUGGAUACUGCCCUAAAUCUGUGACUGUGCUAUUGUUUUAUUGGGGGGCAAAAAUUGCCUUUUUUUGUUUUAAUUUGUUGUUAUUUUUUUCCUACUGUUUUAUUGCAGUGGUGUAUUGUUUGACUUUAGUCUACAUUUUACAUUACUUAAAAUGGACUGUUUGAUAUUGAAUGUGAGUUCAGAAAAUUGUUACAGGAGUAUUGCACCUGUUUUGUUUACCUUUCUCUGCUUCCCAUGCUAUAAAGUGUAGCACUCUGUACAAAGCUGAAUAUCAACUUCAAUAAUCAAUGAUGUGUCAUACAGUAUGGUUUGUUGACUGCAAGGUGUGUGAGGUGCACUGUAGGUGUCAUUUUGUUUCAAGUGGAUGUAAGUUUCCAGUUUCAGAGGUUGGGAAAAAUAAUGAUUGUAACUAACUGGAUUUUCUUUACGCUGGCUGGAAUAAUAUUGUUGAAUAAAAAAAACAUAAAAAAUCUA